CGGUAUUUCAGGGCGGGGCCGGCACGGAGCGGAGCUGCGGGUAGGGCCGGGCCGGGCGGCGGGGAGGAGGAGAAGGCGAAGGAUGGCGGGGGCCACCACCAUCGAGGCGGUGAAGCGCAAGAUCCAGGUGCUGCAGCAGCAGGCGGACGACGCCGAGGAGCGGGCCGACCGGCUGCAGCGGGAGGUGGAGGCCGAGCGCCGCAACCGCGAGCAGGCUGAGGCAGAAGUGGCAUCUUUGAAUCGCCGUAUCCAGCUGGUGGAGGAAGAGUUAGACCGAGCCCAGGAGCGCCUUGCCACAGCUCUGCAGAAGCUGGAGGAGGCAGAGAAGGCUGCAGAUGAAAGUGAAAGAGGCAUGAAAGUCAUUGAAAACAGAGCCCUGAAGGAUGAGGAGAAGAUGGAACUGCAGGAGAUCCAGCUCAAGGAAGCCAAGCACAUUGCGGAGGAGGCAGACAGGAAGUAUGAGGAGGUUGCUCGGAAACUGGUGAUCAUAGAAGGGGAUCUGGAGCGCACUGAAGAGAGAGCUGAGCUUGCAGAGUCUCGUUGCCGGGAGCUGCAGGAGCAGAUCAGAGUGAUGGAGCAGAACUUGAAGUGUCUGUCUGUUGCCGAAGAAAAGUACUCCCAAAAAGAGGAUAAAUACGAAGAAGAGAUCAAGAUCUUGACUGAUAAACUCAAAGAGGCGGAGACCCGUGCUGAAUUUGCUGAACGGUCUGUAGCCAAGCUGGAGAAGACAAUUGAUGAUUUGGAAGAUGAGCUCUAUGCCCAGAAACUGAAGUACAAAGCAAUUAGUGAGGAACUGGACCACGCCCUGAAUGACAUGACUUCCAUUGCCCGAAGAGCCCUUCAUGAGCAGAAUUUUGAUGAAAUGAGACACCUCCCGUGGUUUCCUCAGCCUGUCUGUCCGGUGUCCCAGCGUGUGGACGUCUUCAGUGAUAUGGGUGGGCUCACCUUUGGAGUAAAGCCUACCUAGAGCGCUAGUUGCUGGUCUGAGCUCUCCUCCUGGCUUAAGGAACAUAUAAACUGAAAUCCACCAAAGAGGAGCAUCUCUGCACGCAAAGAAUGCUGGACCAGACCCUGCUAGACCUGAACGAGAUGUAAAGGAUCCCUGCCACCACCUCCGCCACACGACGCCUGGGGGGGCCGGCCCAGCCGCCGCUGGCCUCUAACCCUGGGCGACCAGAGUUUACUUUCUGUUGCCAACUUGACCAAACACAAAUCUUCCUUUGCCUCAGGGUUAAAGGCCAUCAGGUUGGGCAGAGCUUCAAACAGCAUUAUUAAGGGAAAUGAACAAUGCAAUAAUGUUUGGGGAGCAUGUUCGAGAUGUAUACAUUUUGUAACUACCUUUUUUUUGUAGCAACCAUUGUGAACAUUCCAAAUAACUCUGAGGCUGGUGAGCUACACUUCAAAGCUCUUGGCUUUAAAAUUUGGUAUUAACCUUCUCUUAAUCAGCUCUGGGCCACCCUGCUUUGGCAGGGGAGGAAGGAGGGUGUGACGGUUCCUGGCUGUGGGCCACUGAAUCAGAGUAGCCAGGCUAGGGAUGGAAGCCUGUGGGGUAAACUUCCUUUCCAGGAGCUGCUUGCCAAAAGUGCAGUUCAGUUUCUCAGCUUUAAGGUAACUCUCUGUGUUGUGGAGAAGCAACUUGGGCAAAAGGAGACUUUUUUUUCUUUUUUUUUUUUUAAAGCCAAGCCUGUUAUCUGAACCAUUGAUCCUUCACAGGGCUUGUUUCCCUUCCCUCCCUCCCACCGUUGGCCGCUUCCUUUUCUGAUAGGCUUCGAGAAGCCUCGGCCCCUCUAACCCAUUGCUACACAGGCGUUGAAUUUGCCUUCACUAAGUGCUGACGCACCAAGCUUUAUCGCUCAUUGCUGGGUUACACUUAACAGCUUAAGUACAACAGCCUUGUUUUCUUGGGGAAGUUGUUUUGUUGUGUUUUUUUUUUUUUUUUUUCCCUACCCUGAGGGAGGGAGCUGAGGCCUUCCCUCCUGGCCAGGAGUGCUCUUAGUGUCUUAAUGAGGUACAAGCCAUCCUGCUGUGCAUUGCUGACGUGUAGUUGUUGUGAGGCGUGAGUGUGGAGACGUGUCAGGCUCGUGGCGUGUAGCUUGUGCUCGAGCAUGCUGCUUGGUUGUAGCAGUUUUAGGGGCCAAUCUGGAGAAAAGAAACCUUAUCAAGUGUUUUGAUACUAAAUUGAAAAAAAUUGUCUUACUGUCUUUUGAAAUAAAAACCAAUCCCUCCACGCUG
Molecule: messenger RNA, 2232 nt
Organism: Calidris pugnax (ruff)
Lineage: Eukaryota; Metazoa; Chordata; Aves; Charadriiformes; Scolopacidae
Gene: TPM3
Product: tropomyosin 3
Exons: 11
Coding region: 83-967 (294 amino acids)
Biological process (GO): actin filament organization; muscle contraction
Cellular component (GO): actin filament
Molecular function (GO): actin filament binding
Source: RefSeq, a predicted model, not a curated record